Messenger RNA from Balaenoptera musculus (blue whale), 1803 nucleotides. It is a transcript of the gene AP3M2, whose product is annotated as adaptor related protein complex 3 subunit mu 2. Gene Ontology annotation, biological process: endocytosis; intracellular protein transport. Lineage: Eukaryota; Metazoa; Chordata; Mammalia; Artiodactyla; Balaenopteridae. Gene Ontology annotation, cellular component: cytoplasmic vesicle; clathrin adaptor complex. The record is from RefSeq and is a predicted model, not a curated record. The transcript is spliced from 9 exons. Bases 121 to 1377 code for a protein of 418 amino acids.
GGAGGGAUACUUCGGGCUCCUGCAGUAGCGGAAGACUUGAGUCUCGUCCUGAAAGAGUUGAGCAUUUGCAGAGGCUGUCGGACGGAAAAAGACUUUCCUCUCUCCCUGACAGUCUCCACCAUGAUUCACAGCCUUUUCUUGAUCAACUCCUCUGGAGAUAUUUUCCUGGAGAAACACUGGAAGAGUGUGGUCAGCCGUUCUGUUUGCGAUUACUUUUUUGAGGCACAAGAGCGAGCAACUGAGGCUGAAAAUGUUCCUCCAGUUAUCUCCACCCCUCACCACUAUCUCCUAAGUGUUUACCGUCACAAGAUCUUUUUUGUGGCUGUGAUCCAGACGGAGGUGCCACCUCUGUUUGUCAUUGAGUUCCUUCACCGAGUAGUGGACACGUUUCAGGAUUAUUUUGGAGUCUGUUCGGAGCCAGUGAUAAAAGACAAUGUGGUUGUGGUUUAUGAGGUAUUGGAAGAGAUGCUUGACAACGGGUUUCCAUUGGCUACCGAGUCGAACAUCCUCAAAGAACUGAUAAAGCCGCCCACUAUCCUUCGAACCGUUGUCAACACCAUCACAGGAAGCACCAAUGUGGGUGACCAGCUUCCCACCGGGCAGCUGUCCGUGGUGCCUUGGCGACGGACUGGGGUGAAAUACACCAACAAUGAGGCCUAUUUUGAUGUGAUUGAAGAGAUUGAUGCCAUCAUUGAUAAAUCAGGGUCCACAGUCACUGCCGAGAUCCAGGGGGUCAUCGAUGCCUGUGUCAAGCUGGCCGGAAUGCCCGACCUUACGCUUUCCUUCAUGAACCCCAGGCUGCUGGAUGAUGUCAGCUUCCACCCCUGCGUCCGCUUCAAGCGCUGGGAGUCCGAGCGCAUCCUCUCCUUCAUCCCUCCCGACGGCAACUUCCGCCUGCUCUCGUACCACGUCAGUGCGCAGAACCUGGUGGCGAUUCCAGUUUAUGUCAAACAUAACAUCAGCUUCCGGGACAGUAGUUCUCUUGGCCGCUUUGAAAUAACGGUGGGCCCCAAGCAGACUAUGGGGAAGACCAUCGAGGGGGUGACCCUCAGCAGCCAAAUGCCCAGAGGCGUCCUCAACAUGAGCCUCACGCCGUCUCAGGGGACGCACACGUUUGACCCAGUUACCAAGAUGCUGUCUUGGGAUGUAGGAAAAAUAAAUCCCCAAAAGCUCCCCAGUUUGAAGGGGACCAUGAGUCUUCAGGCUGGAGCUUCCAAACCCGAUGAGAACCCCACGAUUAACCUGCAGUUUAAGAUCCAGCAGCUGGCCAUUUCUGGACUCAAAGUGAAUCGUCUGGAUAUGUAUGGAGAGAAGUACAAACCCUUUAAGGGCAUAAAAUACAUGACCAAAGCUGGCAAGUUCCAAGUUCGAACCUGAAGGGAGAGUUCUGCAAAGGGAACAGUCACGAACACUUUUUCAUUGCUUACUUGUCUAAAAGUAAAAACUAUCAGCCCUCUCCUAGGUCACUGCCCACUCUGGACCACCUGCUCCUGUUUUCCCGUAGCCUUCAGUGCCCCGGAGCUAACGAAGGGAGGCCGGGCCGCCAGGGAGGCCUGUGCAGAGCCCACACGCCAGCAGCACCAACUCAGUUCUCAAAGCAGAGGCGUGUGAUGCAGGGGGAGGUACUUGAUGCCGUAUGUAACUACUUGUGACAUGGUUACCACAGGAAAAGACCAGCAUUUGUUACUCGCUUGGCUUUAAUUAUCUUAAGCCAAGGAAAGACGUCUUUGGUUUUUGUUUUUUUUUUAAUUAAUUUAUUUUAUUUUUAGUUAUUUUUGGCUGCGUUGGGUCUUUGUUGCUGCG